This is a messenger RNA of Brachypodium distachyon (stiff brome), 1151 nucleotides long. RefSeq lists its product as uncharacterized. The transcript has a single exon. Bases 11 to 1084 code for a protein of 357 amino acids. NCBI's taxonomy places the organism in Eukaryota, Viridiplantae, Streptophyta, Magnoliopsida, Poales, Poaceae. The record is from RefSeq and is a predicted model, not a curated record.
GAUAUAAGAGAUGGCGGAGAAGUCGUCGGACGCGUCCGUGGCUUACCCGCUACUGGUGGUCGUGAAUCCAGAUCCAGAUAGUUCGUCGUCGCAGAAGGUCUUCAGUUUGGCCGACCAGAAGCUACAUGACAUGACCCCGUUGGAGUCGAACAACAAGAUGUACUUCACGACGCCGCAGGGCUGGGUCCUCGUCGUCGUGAGCGAUUCCAACUCUCCGUCGGAUCACGACGAUCCACCAGGAACGACCUACCUUCUGAACCCUCAGGACGGAUCAAGAAUCGAGCUUCCGGCUCUCAAGGACGACGGCGUGCUCCCGGAGAACUGCAGGUGCAUCUUAUCCGGCCGCGCCGCCGCCGCCGCCCCGGGCUGCGCCGUCCUCGUCUUCGACUUGCAGAGCCCCGUGCUGUGGUUCUGCCGCGUCGGCGGCCACGACGACGACGACGAGGGCAAUCGCCGCCGUCGUUGGACCCGCCACGGCUACGACAUCGGCUGCUACGCCCUUCCGGAGGAGUACUGCCCGGUCCCGAAGAAGAAGAACCUCUUCGACAUUGCUGCCGUCAACGGGAGGUUCUUCUUCUUCGACUCGAACGGCUCCCUCGGCACGCUGGACUUCGCCUACAACAACAACAACGACGGCGGCGGCGAGCUGGAGGCACGGCUGGGCGCCAUCGCCGUGCCCGGCAUCGAGUUCUCGGACGGCAUCACGUGCACGCACGUCCUGGAGUCCUGCGGCGAACUGUUCCUCGUCAACAUCGCGUUCCCCGGGUUCUGCGUCGACGGGCUGGCAGGGGAGCUCAGCGUCUACAGGAUGGAUUUCUGCUCGGAGCCGCCGGCUUGGCGGCGGACGCGCUGCGUCGGGGAUGAUCGGGCGUUCCUCCUCGGCUGCUCCAAUUUCGCGGCGGCCUGCCCUGCGAGUGGGUGUGGGCUCAAGGCCAACUGCGUCUACUGGGUGAAUGGUUUCGGCGAAGAGAACAGCGAGCUGCGUGUUUUUCGAAUCGACGACGGCUCGUCUGAACUUCUCCGGCGGUUUGAGAAUGGGCAGGGUGAUCAGAAACCCUUUUGGAUCGUGCCGGUCGUUGCAUGAUCGGCGCAGGUGCCCGUGUGCUAGCUCUUUGUUUUUAUUUCGCCUUCGUCGUGUGGAUUUAUUACUU